This is a messenger RNA of Nelumbo nucifera (sacred lotus), 651 nucleotides long. The record is from RefSeq and is a predicted model, not a curated record. NCBI's taxonomy places the organism in Eukaryota, Viridiplantae, Streptophyta, Magnoliopsida, Proteales, Nelumbonaceae.
AUGAAGCCUGUUACGAUAUCUCCAGCAGCGAUGAUGCUUGUCCUAUGUCUCACUGCCGCAAUGGCGGUAAACGAGGUGCCGUUCCGAGGCUGUUCCAACGAACUGGUAGCCUUGUCGCCAUGCCUGCCUUACCUGGCGUCACCGCCGAACAACCGCUCUUCCUUGGCCUUUCCUCCGUGCUUGGUUGCUCUUUGCCGUUUCCUUUCGAGUUUCCGUUUUGCUAACUUGGCGGCUAGUCGUUUUGGCAUCAAAUUGAAAGGAGUAAUGCGCUGUAGCGAUGUUACUGGAGAAAAUAUUCUCCAAUCCGAUCUCAUCGCUAUAGUCGGAAUCAUUACCUCCACUCGGGAGCACAACCGGUAUGAUUCUUCCAUACAUAUUCUUUCGUCGUUCUUUAUGGAUUGUUUCGGGCCUGCAAAUCCCUCUGAUUCUGGUAAUGCCAAUCCAUUAUCCAGAAGCGCUGAGAAUUCCCCAGCAGCAGCUUCUACAAGCACACCACCGGAAUCUGUUGUGAGUUCAUCCAUUCCAGAAGAUUACUCACCAGAGCCUGUUCCCAAUAUUUCUACAUUGAAGCCGGCUGAUAGCAGCAAUUACCGGUCCUUACCUGGAAUCUCUCUCUUUUUCACUCCCAUAUGCACCUACUUACUUCACUGA